Molecule: messenger RNA, 459 nt
Organism: Ruditapes philippinarum (Manila clam)
Lineage: Eukaryota; Metazoa; Mollusca; Bivalvia; Venerida; Veneridae
Product: nidogen-1-like
Exons: 5
Coding region: 1-459 (152 amino acids)
Molecular function (GO): calcium ion binding
Source: RefSeq, a predicted model, not a curated record
AUGAUCUUUUGUUCGUGCAGUAUCGUACCGGAUCAAUGUAGGUUAGCAGCAAAGAACGUAGUGACAUGUGACUGUACUGGGUCGGGAUAUACAGGGGAUUACUGUACCGUUGAUGUAGACGAAUGUGCCAGUUCUUCUUCGAAUAAUUGUGAUGAGAACGCUCAGUGCACAAAUACCAACGGAAGCUUCACGUGUGCAUGUAACACGGGAUAUACCGGCGAUGGUGUAUCAUGCACGGAUAUUGACGAAUGCGAUAACACUCCAUGUGACAGCAACGCGACAUGCGAGAACACCGCUGGAAGUUUCACCUGUACGUGCAACACGGGGUACACUGGUAACGGAUUGCCCGGCAACUGUGGCAAUAUUGACGAAUGCGUAACACUUGAGACAGCCUGUGCUGAAGGAUACGGUUGCGAGGAUAAAAUACCAGGGUAUUGUUGUAAACCUACACCUCCUUAA